Hordeum vulgare subsp. vulgare (domesticated barley) is the source of this 1794-nucleotide messenger RNA. RefSeq names its product protein DETOXIFICATION 40-like. Lineage: Eukaryota; Viridiplantae; Streptophyta; Magnoliopsida; Poales; Poaceae. The record is from RefSeq and is a predicted model, not a curated record. Gene Ontology annotation, molecular function: antiporter activity; xenobiotic transmembrane transporter activity. Gene Ontology annotation, cellular component: membrane. Gene Ontology annotation, biological process: xenobiotic detoxification by transmembrane export across the plasma membrane. The transcript is spliced from 6 exons. Bases 48 to 1535 code for a protein of 495 amino acids.
GAGCUCACGACCCAUCCACCCAGGCACAGGCAGGCAGAGGCAGCUCUAUGGAUGAAUCCUCCAGCCCACUCCUGGCCCUGCACGCUGGGAGUCGUGAGCUUGAGACGAUCCUGAGCAACACGGCGGCGCCGUGGGCUCGCCGCGCGUGGGCGGGCGCCGCGGUGGAGCUGCCGCUGCUGCUGCGGCUAGCGCUACCGGCCGUGGCAGUGUACCUGAUCAACUACCUCAUGUCCAUGUCGACGCAGAUCAUGUGCGGCCAGCUCGGCAACCUGGAGCUCGCCGCCGCGUCGCUGGGGAACACCGGCAUCCAGAUCUUCUCAUACGGCCUCAUGCUUGGGAUGGGCAGCGCGGUGGAGACUCUAUGUGGGCAAGCCUAUGGCGCGCACAAGUACAACAUGUUGGGCGUGUACCUGCAGCGGUCCACCAUUCUCCUCACCGUCACCGGCGUCCCCCUCGCCGUGAUCUAUGUCUACUCGGGCCCCAUCCUCCUCCUCCUCGGCGAGUCGGAGCGUAUCGCGGCGGCGGCGGCCGUCUUUGUUUACGGCCUCAUCCCACAGAUCUUCGCUUACGCGGCCAACUUCCCGAUCCAGAAGUUCCUCCAGGCGCAGAGCAUUGUGGCGCCCAGCGCCUACAUUGCAGGCGCCACGCUGGUGCUCCACGUGGCGCUGAGCUGGCUGGCCGUCUACAAGCUGGGCCUCGGCCUCCUGGGAGCAUCGCUGGUGCUCAGCCUCAGCUGGUGGCUCAUCGUGCUUGCCCAGUUCGCCUACAUCCUGACCACACCUAGGUGCAGGGACACCUGGACAGGGUUCACCACGCAGGCAUUCUCCGGCUUGUGCGGCUUUGCCAGGCUGUCCGCCGCGUCAGCGGUCAUGCUCUGCCUAGAGACGUGGUACUUUCAGAUCAUGGUGCUCAUCGCCGGUCAUCUACACAACCCUCAGCUCUCUCUUGAUUCCCUCUCCAUCUGCAUGUCCAUAUUCGGAUGGGUGUUCAUGGUCGCCAUCGGCUUCAACGCGGCAGCAAGUGUUCGUGUGGGAAACGAGCUUGGAGCCGGCAACCCAAGGGCCGCAGCUUUCUCGGUGGUGAUGUCGACCACAAUGUCGUUCCUUCUCGCUGUUGUCGCGGCAGUGGUUGUGUUGUUCUUCCGCGAUCGCAUCUCCUACCUGUUCACAGGUGGCGAAGCCGUUGCCAACGCAGUGUCCGACCUCUGCCCGCUACUCGCCAUCACGCUCAUACUCAAUGGCGUUCAACCCGUGCUUUCUGGUGUGGCUGUGGGGUGCGGUUGGCAGGUGUUUGUGGCAUACGUGAAUGUUGGGUGCUAUUAUUUCAUCGGCAUACCGCUAGGCGUAUUCAUGGGUUUCUACCUUGGUCUGGGCGCAAAGGGAGUUUGGAGUGGCAUGGUAAUCGGCGGAACACUAUUACAAACGCUCAUCCUGUUAUGGGUGACUUUCAGGACCGACUGGCAACAUGAGGUCGAGAAGGCCCACGCGAGGAUUGCGAUAUGGGGAGACAAGAAACAUUCAUUGCAACAUGAUUGAUCAGUGGCAAAAUAUGUAGCUACAAUUAGUGAGCAGGGUCGACUUCCCUGGGCUAAAUAAACCGUCCUAUUUCUCAGAACUGAGUUGUAUUUCUAAAUUGUAAUUUGUGUUUAGUUGUUGGGCAACAUUAUUCACGAACUUAGAAAGUGAUUCAACAGAAUUUAUGUGAACUUCGAAGAUUGUGGAUGGUGUAAGCAAGCCAUUUAUUGUGUAUUUUGAUAAUCCAAAGGAAGUAAAGGUUUCAAGAGAUCCCAUGUUU